CUUUUAUUAAUUUAUUUCCAAACACAAAGAAAGGCCCCCGGAUAAUUUGUGGGCCAUUUAACUCAGAGCCCAGUUUUUACGUAGGCAUGAGAAGGUUACCGUACUUUGACCUUUAACCUUCGCGGAGGGGACACGCCUCCGUCUCUAUAUAAGGAAUUUUCCGGCCUUUUGCGGCCCUUUUUCCUUCUUAGCGCUCGCUGCCGCUAGCCUGCACUCCUCCUUCCUCUGCCGCCGUCCAGCCCCGGGAUCAGCAGGCGCCAUGGGUUUUGGAGACCUGAAAAGUCCCUCCGGUCUCCAGGUGCUCAACAACUACCUGGCGGACAAGAGCUACAUCGAGGGGUAUGUGCCGUCACAAGCAGACGUGGCAGUAUUUGAGGCAGUGGCCGGCCCUCCACCUGCCGACCUGUAUCAUGCCCUACGUUGGUAUAAUCACAUCAAGUCUUUCGAAAAGCAGAAGGCCAGCCUUCCUGGAGUGAAGAAAGCUUUGGGCAAAUAUGGCCCUGCUAAUGUGGAAGACACCACAGGAAGUGGAGCUACAGAUAGUAAAGAUGAUGAUGACAUUGAUCUCUUUGGAUCUGAUGAUGAGGAGGAAAGUGAAGAAGCAAAGAGGCUAAGAGAAGAACGUCUUGCACAGUAUGAGUCAAAGAAAGCCAAAAAACCUGCGCUUGUUGCCAAGUCUUCCAUCUUAUUAGAUGUGAAACCUUGGGAUGAUGAGACGGAUAUGGCAAAAUUAGAGGAGUGUGUCAGGAGCAUUCAAGCAGAUGGCUUGGUCUGGGGCUCUUCUAAACUGGUUCCAGUGGGGUAUGGAAUUAAAAAACUUCAAAUACAGUGUGUAGUGGAAGAUGAUAAAGUUGGAACAGACAUGCUGGAGGAGCAGAUCACUGCUUUUGAGGACUAUGUGCAGUCCAUGGACGUGGCUGCUUUCAACAAGAUCUAAAAUCCAUCCUUGGUCAUUGCCCUUAAAUAAAAGUUUGAAAGAUAA
Molecule: messenger RNA, 982 nt
Organism: Miniopterus natalensis
Lineage: Eukaryota; Metazoa; Chordata; Mammalia; Chiroptera; Miniopteridae
Gene: EEF1B2
Product: eukaryotic translation elongation factor 1 beta 2
Biological process (GO): translational elongation
Cellular component (GO): eukaryotic translation elongation factor 1 complex; cytosol
Molecular function (GO): guanyl-nucleotide exchange factor activity; translation elongation factor activity
Source: RefSeq, a predicted model, not a curated record